AUGAGUCAACCAACAGGACGCUACAUUGAGCCCGUGGCCAUCUGCGGAAUGGCCAUGCGCCUUCCAGGCGGUGUUAAGACUCCCGAAGACUAUUGGGAUGUAUUGUACCAUGGCAAGGACCAAAGAUCCCCGGUACCCAUCUCCCGUUACAACAUUAAGGGAUUCAACAGCGAUAUGGGCAAGACGAAUACCGUCUAUCAAGAUCAUGCCUACUUCCUGGAAGAUGACCUAGCUGCCUUUGACGCUGGUCUAUUCACAAUGACUAGGAACGAACUAGAAAAGGCUGACCCGCAACAACGGCUACUCCUGCUCGUUGUUCGUGAGUGUCUGGAGAGUGCGGGUGUCACUGACUACCGGGGCAGUCUUACAGGCUUCUUCGUUGGCACAUUUUCAGAGGAUUGGUUACAGACACAAUCCAAAGAAGAAAUGCACCCUACUGGGUAUGUUCUUACAGGCCAUCUCGACCCGAUGCUAGCAAAUCGGGUUGCCUUCGAGUAUGAUCUUCGUGGCCCUGCCUUUGUCAUCAAGACAGCAUGUUCCUCCUCCAUGAUUGCGCUUCAUAAUGCGGUUCGAUCUGUUCAGAACCGUGACUGCAAUGCCGCAAUUGUGUCUGGAUCCAACCUGAACAUGACACCCAUAACCACCGCUUCCAUGACACAGGAAGGAAUUAUGUCCCCUGAAGGUUCGUGCAAGACUUUCGACGCACGUGCUGAUGGGUAUGGACGUGGUGAAGCAGUGAAUGCUAUCUAUAUUAAGCCGCUAUCUGAUGCUAUCCGAGACGGUAACCCAAUCAGGGCAGUCAUCCGGAACACUGGUGUCAACCAGGAUGGCCAAAGUACUGGUCUAUUCGCUACCAGUAUUGUGGCUCAAGAGGCACUGAUGAGGAAGGCAUAUGUCGACGCGGGUCUGGACCCGGCUGAGACUGCUAUGGUUGAGUGUCACGGAACCGGAACCCCAGUAGGAGACCCCGUAGAAGCGAUAUCGGUUGGAAAUGUCUUUGGCCAACCCAACGGUAUCUAUAUUGGGUCUGUCAAGCCUAACCUUGGUCACUCGGAGGCCUCGGCGGGUAUCUCGAGCUUGAUGAAGGCUGUCUUGGCCUUAGAACACAAGAUUAUCCCUCCUAAUAUCAAGUUCGAGGUUCCUAACCCCAGAAUUCCCUUCGAGGAAAAGAAGAUUUCCAUUCCUGUGAAGCCUAUGCCUUGGCCUAAAGGAAAGGCGUACAGAAUCAGUGUUAACUCCUUUGGUAUCGGCGGUACCAAUGCCCACGUUAUCGUCGAAUCCGCAGAGCAAUACCUCAAGGAUUUCACCAAGUCUCGGUUCGGAGCCGAGCUUGCUGUUAUUUCCGCUAACUCUCAGGAUUCCCUGAAGACUGGAAUUGAGAACCUCAAGCAAUACGUUUCAAACAACUCCGAUCGUCUGCCUGAUAUUGGAUAUACCCUUGCUCGACGCAGGGAGCAUUUCAAGUGGAGAUCGUUCUCGGUUAUCUCUGAUGCGGACGCGGCCACUUUUGCUCCCCCUACCAACAAGCCCGCUAAGAAGCCUACUGUUGUCAUGGUAUUCAGCGGACAAGGUGCGCAAUGGCCACAGAUGGGUUACGACCUGAUCAACUCGUACCCCGGAUUCAAGGAAGAUGUGAUUGCAAUGGAUGACAUCUUACAGAGCUUAGGCGAUCGCAAGCCCACAUGGAGGGCCAUUGAGGAGCUGAGCAAGCCCGCUGGUGAGAGUCAGCUGGGUCGUGCUGAGCUGGCCCAGCCUCUAUCCACAGUUGUUCAAAUUGGUAUUGUUAAUGCGCUGAGGCGCCUUGGUGUCCGCCCGCAGGCUGUGGUGGGACACUCCAGUGGUGAAAUUGCUGCGGCCUAUGCUGCGGAGGCACUUACACUACGUGAAGCUGUUACUUCAGCUUGGUAUCGUGGCCACGUUUCAAAGCAGUCCACUACGCCCGGUGGAAUGGCUGCCAUCGGGUUGGGUGCUGAAGAGACACGAAAGCUCCUCCCUGAGCGAGUUGUCGUCGCUUGUGAAAACAGUCCUUCCAGCACAACCAUCUCAGGUGACGUUGAUCAGCUACAGACGGCAUUGUUUAACAUCAAGGCUGCUCUGCCCGAUGCUUUCGCCCGCGCUCUCAAGGUGGAGAUGGCUUACCACUCCCACCACAUGGUAGCCUUGUCGGACGCGUACAAGUCAUGCUUGAACGACGAGUUCACCAACUUCGCUCAGGACCGAGAGACACUUGAAGUACCUCUCUUCUCCAGUCUGAGGGCGAGGAAGAUCACCGACGCCAAAGAAUUUGGACCACAAUACUGGGUCGACAACUUGACAUCUCCUGUCCUUUUCAACUCUGCUGUUCAAAUCAUCACGGAGGAAGUUAAGAACCCUCUUUUCCUUGAAAUCGGUCCUCACUCCACCCUUCAGGGACCCAUUCGUGAAAUUUGCGCCAGCCGCAACGCGAAGUUUGAAUAUGUCCCGACUAUGCUGAGAAACAAGAACUCCACACAGUCUUUCCUCUCUGCAGUAGGACAGCUUUACCAGCAAGACGUCAGCGUCGACUUCGCCUCUCUGUACCCAACUGGCCAGGUUAUUACCAGCCUUCCCAAAUACCCCUGGUCUUUGAAGGAGACAUACUGGUAUGAGCCAAGAAUAUCCAAGGAGUGGCGUCUUCGUCCGUAUGGUCACCACGAACUUCUCGGCCGCAAGGUUGCUGAAAGCACCACGCUUAACCCUUCUUGGAGAUUGAUACUUGUCCCUGACCACGUCCCAUGGAUCACCGACCACAAGGUUCGUGAAGACACCGUUGUUCCUUUUGCUGGUUACGUGGGCAUCGCAGGUGAAGCUAUCCGGCAAUUCACCGGUGUUCAGACAGGAUACGGCAUCAAGAACGCCCGAGUUACCACAGCGUUAGUUCUAGGGGAGACACCAAAGGAGAUCUACACCUCACUCCGACCAAUCUCAGGAUCUGACUACUUUGAGUUCAUCAUCGCAUCUCACAAUGGAACGACCUGGAUUACUCACUGUGAAGGUUUGGUUAAGGCUAUUGACAGUGAAGCACCAGCAGCUGAGCAACCACCCAAGCUUCCUCGAACAGCUGAUGCGACCAGAUGGUUCGACACCUUUGCCAAGGUCGGCUUUAAUUAUGGCCCCAAGUUCCAGCUUCUAAGCGACUUGUCUGCCUCUACAACCACUGACGCUGCAGCUGCAUCGGUCAACACAACUGAGGAGAUCAUGAAGGGACCAUUCCUCUUCCACCCCACUACUAUGGAUGCUUGCUUGCAGCUUUCCAUCAUUGCUGGGUCAAAGGGUCUGCCGCGCAACUACACCGAGCUUAAGGUGCCUACUGAGAUUGAAGAGCUAGAGGUAUACCGUGGAGCAUCAUCGAUGCGAGCUGUGGCCCAGAGCACAGCCGAUGGCUCAGCUAUGAAUGUUGAUUGUGUGGCGGAUGGAAAAGCUCUGCUGCGCAUCCGUGGUCUCCGCUUCACGCUUCUGCCUGACGAGGAUGCUGGUCCUAAGCACCACACCGACGGUGCCUAUCUUGAAUGGCGCCCUGACUUCGACUUCAUAGAUGAAGCUUCCACUCUUGUGAAGCCCCCAUCUGAUGAGGCUGCCACCCGCCUUUUGGAAGAGUACACUCUCCUGUCUAUCCUGGAUUCCGCUGAGCGUAUUAAGGGCAAGACGGCCACCAACGGCCACUUCGAGAAGUACGGGAAGUGGAUCUCUCUUAAGGCUGACGCUGCCGCUAGCGGCAAGUCGCCAGUUCUUGGAGACAUCUCCAACUUCCUCUCCCUGUCUAGCAGCGAGAGGGCCAGCCUAAUUGCUGACAAGUAUGCUCAACUGAGCAAGAUCCCCUCAAGGGCUCCUUAUGCCGUCGCGAUCGGGCAAAUCCGUGACAACAUUGAAGGACUGUACACUGGAUCCGUGGAUGCUGCACAGCUCCUGAUGGAGAAUGACAUACUCUCCAAUGUUUACACUGCUAUCAACUUCGACUAUGCGGGAUACGUCAGCGCAUUGUCAAACUCCCGGCCCGCUCUUCGAAUCCUUGAGAUCGGUGCCGGAGCAGGUGGUACUACCGAAACCAUCCUGUCCCAGGUCGUCCAGGAAGGCAAGCUCCCUCCCUACUCGGUGUACACAUACAGUGACGUUUCGCCUGGCUUCUUCCCUCAAGCCCGUGAGCGUUUCGCCAAUGCACCCAACCUGGAGUACAAGGUCUUUGAUGUUAGCAAGGACCCUCUUGCUCAAGGUCUCGAGGCUCACUCAUACGACCUUAUCCUAGCACCCUAUGUUGUCCACGCAACUCCUUUCCUCAAGGAGACCUUGAAGAACAUCAACGCGGUGCUGAAGCCGGAUGGCCGACUUCUGCUCUCUGAGCCUGCGACCAUCGGAAGCUCGCCCAACUUCAUCUUCGGAACCUUCUCAUCGUGGUGGUCUGGUGAGGCUGAUGGCCGUGAGUGGGAACCCUUCGUUUCCAACGCCCGUUGGGACGAAGACCUCAAGUCUGCUGGAUUCACUGGUGCAGACGAUGUUGUAUACGACGCACCUUUACCAUUCCGAUACUGGUCGACCAUCAUCACGCAGCCCAAGGCCGCUUCGAGCGAGAAGAACGCGCCUGUCGUCUUGGUCACGGAGAACAGGGAGAGCAAGCUAACCUCCGAGCUGGCUGACGGAUUGUCCAAGUACGGCAUUGAUGUUGUCAAGAAGGGUCUAUCGGAGGACAUUGCCAAUGAGCACCAUGUUAUCUUCGCUCUUGACCUAGAGCGACCAUUCUUUGAGGAUAUUUCUUCCGAGAACUGGACCACCUUCAAGAAUCUGCUCAAGAAUGCCGAAUCGAUCUCGUCACGAAAGCUGCUCUGGCUACUCCCCCCUGCGCAGAAGAACACCAAGAACCCCAAGUCUGGUCUGUCGAUUGGUCUUUUACGAUCCAUCCGUGCAGAGCUUGACCUGUCUCUGACCACUUUGGAGGUCGACCCGGCCGAGUCCGACCUAGCUAGCUACGUCGCCAAUGUCUUCAACAAGGUUGUUGAAGAGGACCUCUCCCAGUCCUUGCUCCCUGACAGGGAGUUCUUGGUCGAGAAUGGCACAAUUAAUGUUGGCCGAUACUUACCUUUCUCCAUCUCUUCCGAGGUGUCCAGAAAGGCGCAAAGUGGCGCUACUGGCGAACUGAGCUUCGACCCUGAAGCUUCUUAUAUUAUCACUGGUGGUCUCGGUGGUCUCGGAAAGGCUAUUUCCUCGUGGAUGGCUGAACGGGGUGCUCGCUAUAUCACCGCGAUCUCCAGGUCUGCUGGUCGCUCCGCAGAGGACAAGGCAUUUAUUGCUGAGCUGAAGAGCCAGGGAUGUGUCCUCACUCCGGUUGCUGGACCUAUCCAAGAUUUCGAGCUCGUCAAGUCUGCCGUUGCGCAGUCGCCUAAGCCUGUCAAGGGUGUUAUUCACUUGGCCAUGGUUCUUCGGGACGCUCUUUUCCCUGAGAUGACACACCAAGAGUGGACUGAGGGUCUCUCGCCUAAAGUCGAUGGUGCCUGGAACCUUCACAACGCUCUGAAGGAUGCAUCGCUAGACUUCUUCGUUGUCACCAGUUCCAUCGUCGCAACAAUCAACGUCCCCGGCCAGGCUAACUACAAUGCCGCCAACACUUUCUUGGAAGCUUUCACCCAGUACCGAAACGGUCAGGGUCUUGCCGCAUCUGCCAUUGCUGUCAGCCCUAUCGACGAUAUUGGUGUCGUCGUUGGUAACGACAAGGCUCGUCGCAACCUCCGCUCUAACGGUCUUCAGUUCCUUACUGAGCGUGAAGUCCUUGAGUACAUUCACCUCGGCAUUCUGCACCGCGGCCCCUCACCCAUCAUCAUGGGUCUUCACUCCGAUACCCACUUGGAGGACUCUGGCAACCACGUGGCUUGGAAGAAGGACCGCCGCAUGGGUCUUUACCACAACAUUCCCAAGGAGGACAAUUCCGACAGCGGCUCGGGUGAAGGCGAUGGUUUCCGCGAGUUCCUUGCCACCGUCACCGCCAACCCCAGCGAGCUCGACAAGCCCGAGAGCGCCGAAUUCCUCGCUCUAGAAAUUGGCAAGCGCGUCUACUCAUUCAUGCUUAAGCCUAUUGAAGAAGUUGAUGUUUCCGUUAGUCUGGUCGAUGUCGGACUUGACUCGCUCAUGGCCGUUGAACUGCGACGUCUCUGGACCCAAAUGUUCGGCACGACCAUUAGCGUGCUGGAAAUUAUGUCCCUGGGUGCGUUGGAGAACUUCGGUAAGCUUGCGGCCCAGGGCCUAAAGCAGCGACUAUUAGAAGGCUAAGGGAACCAAUCAG
Messenger RNA from Daldinia decipiens, 6286 nucleotides. RefSeq lists its product as uncharacterized. The coding region runs from base 1 to 6273 and encodes 2090 amino acids. The record is from RefSeq and is a predicted model, not a curated record. Lineage: Eukaryota; Fungi; Ascomycota; Sordariomycetes; Xylariales; Hypoxylaceae. Gene Ontology annotation, molecular function: 3-oxoacyl-[acyl-carrier-protein] synthase activity; fatty acid synthase activity; phosphopantetheine binding. The transcript has 6 exons. Gene Ontology annotation, biological process: fatty acid biosynthetic process; secondary metabolite biosynthetic process.